CUUUGAGUGCGUCAGUCAACUUUUAUAAAUCUUGUUCAUUUUUCAAUCAUUUCCAAAUUAUCAAGCAUGAAUUCAUCAAAACGCACCAAUAACAUGGAACCUCUUCAUAACUCAACACUCCGACCAGAAUCAAGAAGAGGAAGAGACGUAAGAAAUAAUACAACAAUGUCAACUCCGAGAAGCUCAAGACAACAAACUCCUGCGAUGGAUAAUGACAAUGACAUGGUCUGCCUUUGUUUCAAACCAACACCUCAAAUGAUGAAUCAAAUGGCUUCAAAUGGUUGCAAUUGUACCUGUAAUAUGAAUCAUAUUGGUGACAAUAUGGACAUAAGUGGCAUUGAAAGGAUGGAGCCAGAUCAAUCGUCCAAAAUGAAUAGAAGUAGAAAGCUCCUUCGACGAGAUAAGAACAUGCACGAACUUGAAGAGACAAUGGCCGAAAUUAGCAUGCAAAAUGAUUUUGAGGAGACAAUUUUGGAAGUUGAAGACGAUCCAAGCAAUGUUAUUCCAUUGGGUCGACACUAUCGUAUCAAUUCGUUCCGAUAAAUUUAUAUUUUUUUAAAGACUAAAAUAAA
Messenger RNA from Chironomus riparius, 572 nucleotides. NCBI's taxonomy places the organism in Eukaryota, Metazoa, Arthropoda, Insecta, Diptera, Chironomidae. The record is from the annotation of a GenBank genome assembly.